Molecule: messenger RNA, 7979 nt
Organism: Misgurnus anguillicaudatus (oriental weatherfish)
Lineage: Eukaryota; Metazoa; Chordata; Actinopteri; Cypriniformes; Cobitidae
Source: RefSeq, a predicted model, not a curated record
UAUUUACCCUUACCGGAGAAAACCCCGAUGUGUCGGCUCAGUCGUCAGACUGCAGGCUCUCCUCCUCGGCUCUGAAAAUCGGGAGAGGAGCGCAGAGGAGGACCUAACUGACUGAUGGAGACUCAGCCGUGGAUUAUCAGGAUUAGCGGACAGCAGGCGAUCAUGCAGUGCACUCACAGACGGAUCUGAAUCACCGAAGAUGUCCGUGGACCAGCAGCGCGACUGGAUGCGGGCGGAGGUAGAGCGGCUGUCCCGGGAGCUCAGCGACACCACACGGGAGAAGAUCCAGGCGGCGGAGUGCGGCCUCGCGGUGCUGGAGGAGAAACAGCAGCUCCAGCAGCAGUACGACGAGCUCGAGGCCGAAUAUGAGGCCGUUCGACAGGAGCUCGAGCAGUUGCGGGAGGCUUUUGGACAGGCUCACUCUAAUCAGAGGAAGGUGGCAGCUGAUGGUGAGAGCCGUGAGGAAACGCUCCUCCAGGAGUCUGCGUGUAAGGAGGCGUAUUACGAGCAGCGCAUGCAGGAGCUGCAGGCAGAACUGCGGCAGACACGCAACACCCUGGCCAACAGCCAAUCAGAGAAUGAGCGCUUGGCCACCGUCACUCAUGAACUGAGAGAGAACAGUCAGAUGGUGGAGAUGCAGAGAUCCCGUCUGCGUGAUGACAUCAAGGAGUUUAAAUUGAGGGAGUCUCGUCUUCUGCAGGACUACAGUGAACUAGAGGAAGAAAACAUCGCCCUGCAGAAACAUGUGUCUGUCCUGAAGCAGAGCCAGGUUGAGUUUGAGGGUCUAAAGCAUGAAAUCCGUCGUCUUGAGGAGGAAACGCAGUGUCUGAACAGCCAGUUGGAAGAUGCCAUCCGUCUGAAGGAGAUCGCUGAGAGGCAGCUCGGUGAAGCGUUGGAAACCAUCAAGACAGAGCGAGAGCAGAAGGCGGCCUUAAGAAAGGAGCUCUCCCAAUACAUGACCAUCGGAGACUCUAUGUACAACAGUCCUUUAAACAUCUCACUCGACGGGCUGAAGUUCAGCGAUGACACGGUGGUGGAGCCUAACAACGACGAUCCCAUUCAUGGCUUCCAGAGCGCUUUUGACAAGAUCACCAAAGGCGGUGACAACCGUGUUUCCACGCCUAAAAAAGGAGAGCGUUUCCACCCAUCCUCCAGCCUCGUGGACAAUCUACUGAAUGAGCUGAACAUCUCCGAGAUCCAGAAACUAAAACAACAACUCAUGCAGGUGGAGCGAGAGAAGGUUACAUUGCUGUCCACCUUGCAGGAUUCUCAGAAGCAGCUGGAGCAGGCUCAUGGAGUCUUAUCUGAGGAACACGAGAAGGUCAGCCGCCUCACAGAGAACCUCAAUGCCAUCCGCAAGCUCCAGGCAAGCAAGGAACGCCAGUCCGCUUUGGACAACGAGAAAGAUCGCGACAGCCAUGAGGAUAGUGACUAUUAUGAGGUGGACAUCAACGGCCCGGAGAUCCUGGAGUGCAAGUACAAGGUCGCUGUGACGGAGGCAAGCCAACUGAAGGAAGAGCUCAAAACCUUAAAGGCAGAACAUUCAGUCUGCCAAUCACAGUACAAGGAAAAGCGGGCACAGCUGGAGAGCCAGGUAGCAUCUCUAAGCGCUCAGGUCACAUUCCUAGAGCACAGCAGUCGAGCAGAACGCGAGCAGUUAGCACGGCUUGAGAAGGAGCUACGGCAAGCCAGCGAGGUGGCGGGCGAAUCGCAGGGCAGCCUUAACGUCGCGCAAGACGAGCUGGCCACCUUUAGCGAGGAGCUAGCCAACCUGUAUCACCACGUCUGCAUGUGCAACAACGAGACGCCGAACCGCAUUAUGCUCGACUACUACCGUGAAGGUAAAACCGGAGUCGCCAGCACACAAACCACAGGUCGGGGAAGCCCUGAAGGUCGCGAUCGACGCUCGCCUAUCCUGUUGACCCGUGGCCUCUUCCCCUCAGCUGACAACAGCGACGGAGCUUCGUCUCCACUCUCCUCCUUGACUUCAUCUCCAGUGGCCGAUCCUCGCAAAGAGCCCAUGAACAUCUAUAACCUGGUGACCAUCAUCCGUGACCAAAUCAGGCACCUGCAGCUAGCAGUGGACCGCACAACGGAGCUGUCCCGCCAACGUGUGGCUUCUCUAGAAUUGAGUCUUGGAGGGGAUCGAGACCAGGAAGCCAGCGUCGAGGAAAUUCUCAAACUUAAAUCACUCCUCAGCACCAAGAGGGAGCAAAUAGCCACACUGCGAACCGUCCUGAAGGCGAACAAACAGACUGCUGAGGUGGCGCUGGCCAACCUGAAGAGCAAAUAUGAGAAUGAAAAGGCCAUGGUUACUGAAACCAUGAUGAAGCUUCGCAACGAGCUAAAGGCGCUGAAGGAGGACGCUGCCACCUUCUCCUCACUCAGGGCCAUGUUUGCCACUCGGUGCGACGAGUACGUGACUCAGCUGGACGAGAUGCAGAGACAGCUCGCGGCUGCCGAGGACGAAAAGAAAACUCUCAACUCUCUCCUCCGUAUGGCCAUACAGCAGAAGCUCGCUCUCACUCAACGCCUGGAGGACCUGGAGUUCAAUCACGAUUUAGAGAUUCGUCGGGGAGGAUCCAACGGCCGCACCAAAGGCACCUCCUCGCGGGGAAAAUCCGCCCACAACUCCACCCCGUCCCAAGUGAGUCACCCCCCCGCCUGCAGCGAGGGAGCACCGGCAGUGUUCUGCAGUGAGAAGUAUAAGAUCUACUGCGACUGACGGGCGUCUAACAGAUGUACAGAAAUUCUCUCUCUCACACCUCUUGCUUGCUCUAUGCUAACUCGCACCGUGUGUCAGUGUAUUUAGGGGCUUUAUAUGGUCAUGUGCCUGCCAGCGUAGCUGAAUGCAGAUGUUUUAGAGCAGAGUGAUGAUGUUUAGUCUCAUCGGUUGGUAAAGGUAAAGUGUGUAAUGUCUGUGGCACCUGGAUGCAGUUGUCCUUUGAAGCAGGAUUUGUCUUUCAACACUUCUUCUUCUGCCCUACUACCGGUCGUCCAAACUCACGCCACUGCUUGAGCAGAUGUUGGGCUGAGGAUGCUCAACCAAUCAGGGUGAUGAUGUCACAGAGGUCACACUUUUCAAGACAUCAGCCUACUUGUGACUCAACUACAGAAAGUAUUUCCACACUUAAGUGGGGUAUUUAAGUGAUACUUUCGUGGGUAAUUUGGUGCUUUGGGUAGUUUCGUGUAUAGCCUGUUGGAGAGAUGAGUGUGUCUCUCCUGCCUCUGAGAUCUGCAGCCCGUCCAAUCAGAUCGCUUGUGUUUACAAAUGUAAUAUGCAAACGUCCUCCCUGCAGGAAGUCUAUUGAAUUGAGUCGUUUUCUGCUUCAAAUCGAAUAAGAAAAUUUCAACCUCGGGUUCAGAUGAAGAGCGACCGUUUUAUGAAUGUCACUCGUGAGGCAGGCGGGAACGUCGUCACGUGCAUGCGGCAGGAGGCCACGCAGUGCUAGUAGAUGUCUGGCUGUGAAACUAUUUCUGAGAGCUUUAACUUUAAUUUGAUGUAUUUGAUGACACACGUGGCUUUAAUCGAAGUCGUGGUGAAGGGCUUGACGUGGUCGCAUGCUCAUAGUGAUGUCAUAAUGCAACUUUUACCAGUCUCUGUUAUUUAUAUGAGGAGAGGCCUUAUUUUAGCUUUCACGAAUCACCAGACGACGACUUUUUGGCAAAUGAAAAGCCACAGGGUGAUUCUCCGCUGAAUCACUUUCAGGCCACAGUUGUUUUAUAGUAAAAGCACGUUUGAAGAUACAUUUCCCAUGUAGGGGUUGUAAUUUAGUCAAAGCAGUAUUUGAAUCAUUACAAUGCUUUGAAGCUGACGUUCAGAAGACAGUGAGGUUUAUAUCCAGAAGUCACCAGUGAGACUUGAUGAAGAUUACAAGUGAUUAUUGCUUUGACUUAUACAGUAUAUAAAAUGCGCUUGUAUAUGAAUUGUAGGUGAGAGCUUACAUGACGCUAAACUCAAUGUAACCAAUCAGCUGCGUCACUCACUGAGUGGCCUAAAACUGCUGGCACUGUCUGUUUGCAAAGCACAAAAACCUUCAUGGUGUUGAGGGUCACAUUAGGCCUUUAAAACAAAACACACUCAUGCCACAGGAUGCUGACAAAUUGGGCGAAAAAAAUAAAAUAAAGUUAAGCAAAUAAAAUAAGAAAACUGGUCAUGGAUGAAGAUCUAGUCAUCUGUAUUUGUGGAGUCUGAUCUCGCUGUCCUUUCUUAUUUUCUAACGCUGUUGCUCUCUCCAGACCCUCAGGGAAAAUACAACAAAUUUCGCUUUAUUUGUCGAAGUAGAAAGUGGCAUGUCAUCAUCCUGUCGUCUAUAAAAUUGACACAAUAACACGUUUUCAAUGGUAAUAACACUAAUGCUCAUUCAGAAUUAGAGACAUAAAACUUUUUCCUUGUACUAAAUUCUGUAUGUGCGUACUUUAAAACAAAGACAAUGUUCAAAUAAACCGGUUUCAUUGAGCUUUGACACAAAUGGCUCUGCUAGCCAAUUAAAAACCUCUAAUCAACCUUGAAUUUAUUAAUAUUAUACUUUAUAUUUAAAUAUUCAACAGUGCUAUAUUAACUACACUAUAUGGAGCUUUUUUCAGUUCAUUAGAAAAGUGACUAGACUUGGUCUUUACUUCGUUGAUAAGCUUUAUAUAUUUGUCAUUUUGUUUUCCACGCUUAGACGUGUUUGUAUUUGAUAAAAUUAGUAAAAUAUAUAAUAAGUAUUAUUAUUAAACAGCUGCUUUAUAGAUGUAUCGGGUGGAGAUCCGAGAAGCCAUUACAAUAAACUACUUUACCAUUAACCCAUGUGGGUGAUUCUCACGAAAUCCAGACUUAGGUGUCCAGCAUCAGAUUUUUUUAAAAAGCCCUUGAAGCCAAUUUGUUUUGCACAUAUAUACGAUUAAGGUCUGAACUUACUAUAAACAUUAUUUUUAGAAGAUUUAAAAAAUAUUUUUUAUUACAAUUUUUUAGAUAAUCGUUAUAAAAUUAUCAUUACCGCAACAUGAUAUUACCUUAAAUAUAUGCAUUUACAAACUCAUGUUUCAGUAACGAGAACUAAAAUGUUGUGUAGGUACUAUGACAAACAAAAUUUCAACUUUUAUCUGAAGAGAAAAAAUAAGAUCUACUUACCUGGUAGCCAUCUUGAGUGUCACAGUCAAUUAUGUCCCUUCCAACAAAUUUUUUGAAAAUGCUAGUUCAUUGAGGGCAUAAACAAUGAUUGAAAAUAGUUGCGGAAAAUGAGAAUUUUUUUUCUUGGAUACAUUUAUAUUCCUUAUUAUUGUCUCUACAUUUACCAAUAAUUACCAAAUAUCACAUGUUUCUUUACUGUAAAUGUUUAUAGUAUAACAUGCACUGAAGCUUUUUAUUUUUUAGAUUUUUUAAUUAUAAAUAUUUCCAAGAACCCAAAUCCAGUCAUGGACACAUUGCGGUAAUGAAUUAAAUGUGGAAAACAAAAUUGGUUUGUAUGAUGUCAUUUAAAAUCAUGCGCAAAAUAGUACAUGAAGAGAUGUUUGUAACUGUAUGCUCUUACUUUGCAUUUAUUUUUUUAUCAAAAUGUUUCAUGACACCUCAUAAGUCUAAUUUCGCGAGAAUCGCCCAUUUAAUCCCUAAUGGUUCCCAGACAUGAAAAUAUCCAAAUAAUGUGCCAUUUGUAAUGGAAAAGUGUGUCGGUCACAAUUGUAAUUGGUGGGAUUCAAUGUUUUAAUGGAAAGCACAUUGAAAUGUUAAAUGGUUAGGGUUAGUUGAAGAUUUUAUUGAGAUCGUCUGGCUUCAACAGAAGUCAUUAUGUGGGCCUAAUCCCAGACUAACCCCAGUUUUAUUCAAUUCAUUAAAUAUUAUUAAUGUGGAUCGAUGUUUCCAUGUAAAUGAUUUUCCACCGAAUUCUGUUGGAUUGCAGCUCUUGGUCAGAUAUAAAAAUUGAACCUCAACUGAAUCAAAUUCAAUGUAAAGUUAGUCUCCACCAUUAGAUGAAAUCUUUACUUGAAAUCUUUUUUCAUUCCUGGAGAAACUUUAUAUUUUUAAGUUGUACACUCCAAAAAUGAGCAAACAGCAUAAAACCACUCAUAAAUGAUAUAUGGGGUUUAAAAAAAACAUUUAAUGAGGGCUAAAGAUUUAAUUUUUGUAAAACAUUUAUGUAUGUUCUGGGAUAUCACUGAUUUAUAGGUUUAUACUAUUUGUUGUAUUAAUCUAGUUUGUGGUGUUUUGGUUUUUGAAUGGGUUUAUGUCAUUUACACACAUAUUUACAAAGUAUUAGAUUUCUUCAUGGGAAAGAUUAACAUGACAUAAUGUUCGUCAUCUAUUAUUCUGAUGUUUGAGUCAUAAAUCAUGUUGUUGAAACAAAAUCCCAGAAGCUCCAAUGCUGCAUUUGUUUUCAAAGUGAUCAUUUAGAAACUAACCAGCAAAUGGCAGAUGGGAUUAUUUUAUUCGUAUUAAAAUUGUAAGCACCUUGUGUAACGCUGAAAGCUGGAUCACUGACCUUCAGCAUUCUCUACAAGAGUACAACAAUUAAUUCCAAAUUGGAAUGUUUCAAUUCUCUCUCUCUGUCGAUUGUGUCAAGUGUCAUACACUGUUGGUGUUAUCACCUCUUCACCCCUCCUACAUUGCUUUUCCUUUUUUUAAUCUUUAUUCGGACCGUUGGUGCCUUUUAUUAUUUCAAGAGAGAAUGUUAGAUUUUUGUAGCUUUUGCCCACAUGCAUGAGGAUGUCUUGUUUAAAUUUAGCAGCAGCAAUAAGUUCAGAAGACAUUCGUUCUGUUGUGCGGAUAAUAUGAACAAUUAGACCAAUUAAACCUUGUACUGAAUUCUUCGGGUCAGUGAUCCUAAUAUCUAAUUCAGGGGUUUUAGUGAAAGUUUGGGUUUUUUUGUCAAACGGUUUGAAGCCACAUAUCCUUGUUUGCCUCAUAAUGAACAAAACGUUUCAGACACGAAACCCAAUGUGUUGUUUUGUGGUCAGAGACUGGUGUUACUCUAGUGUUGUAUGGUGAGGUAGCUGAAGGUCAUGUGGUAUGGGUAGUAUUGUUGAUGGUUGUAAAAAGUAGGGCUGGGCGAUAUAUCCAGUUUGGUAAUAAAUUGUUUUGUUUUUUUCCCCGAGUAAUGCGCUUAUAUCAGUAGACUCUGAUAUGAUUCUCUUUUGCCACAGAAGCUCUGUCAGUAAUGUAAACUGAAGACAAACGUAAGCUUCCCAAACGGAAACAGGUCAUUCCAUUUUUUUGUUUUGUUUCACAGCGUUUUAAUAAAGGUGAUUGUGACAUCUCACAUGAGACUUUGACAUGCAUGUUAACUUUUAUUUUAUCUUGUAGAACGUUUUCAUAUAUCGCCAGCUAUCCCAAAAUUUAAUGAAUUUUGGUAAAAAUCGCCCAGCCCUAGUAGGAAAGUUUGUUAUAGGUUUUUAUAUUCUUUAGUAUUUUUGACAUGGUAUACAAGCAUUAUAAUUUCAGGAAACAGAAAACGUUUUGCAUCAACAAGCAAAUGAUGUCAUGAACAUACAUCAUUGUUUGUUGAGGCAUCAAAUUAAUCAAUUCAGCUGCCAUAUCGAGAAAAAACGAAAUUAAAACGAAAUGAAACCGUUGUACGGUAAAUAUCUUUAUUUUCUGUUUCCUGGAAGUGACAGCAUUGAUAUUUAACUACUGUAGCUGUGCAAACUUUGUUUUUGUGUUUCAGUAUUGAUCUAUAAGGAAAGUUUGAUACCUUUAUAUAAAGUAACUUCAUUAAUUUGUAUGUAUUUAUUUAAAAUGGUGAGCAGUUAUGAACUUUAUAAUGUGCAUUAUUGUCACAUGCAUGUUUUUCUUUCUGUCAGCAAUGAGACUUUUACACAGAAGCGAAAACAAACUUGAAAUCUCAAACGGUUUAAAACAAGUUAAUAAAGUAAUAAAAUAUUAGAGGGAGAAAUGUUUUGUGUAAAACUGAUCUCUGGAGUUAAAUGUUGUUCUCUCUAGAGGUUAAACUCUGUGUAGGGGUUAGUCAUGCGCUCGUAUGAAUAAAUACAAAGUCAAUGAA